ACGAUAUUCUCCUCCUUCUGUCACUGCAACUCUUUCUCCGCCGAUAUGUUGCUCUCGCUGUUCAUUUGUAAUAGGCUCCUGAUCUGAGUGCUAUCGUUGUUCAUAUCAACCAUAGGCAGACUAAGCAAGGCUCGAUGGAACUUUCGCUGCAAGGGGGUGAAGGCGAAGCAGGUGGUUAUCGGACUGAGGCAUCACCUCCACCGCCGCCGCCGCCGCCACCAAAACGUUCGACGUCAAGGUUUUCUCAAGUACACUCCUACUAAUGAUGUUGGGAGAAUGAAUUAAUGAAGUGAGCAAUGAGUUCUCUAUAGGCUUUGGGGUUGAGCAAUGGGAGGAACUCCUAGAAUAAGCUCCCUUCACCCUUUGUGCAGGAGGUGAUGAUAUUCUGCGGUAACCAAAAUCAAAUGUUAUAACCUCAAGCAUGGCUGAUCAGUUUUUUUAAUGAAGUGUAACACGAAAAGCAGUAAAUUCUCAAAUUUUCAUUUUGUGUUAACGUUUUCAGAUAAGAAUGUUCAUUGUUCAUUUCCCGGAUCUUUUAAUCAGUCUACCUAUUGAACUUUGCAAUUGACAUUGAGGGUUUCACAGAAGAAACACAACCUGAGACUCUGAAAUAGUUAUAUACCAGUUCUAAGCAAAUUUGCCAAUUUCAGAAAUAGUUAUACAUUCUUUUACAACAACUAUGCUGGAAUUUCAUAUUGGUAUUAUGGAUUUAUCUUCAUAGCGGUUGGGUAAUAUGAUUUUAUUUCUCCUGGAUAUGUACACAUUGCAGUGUCACCCAGUAGUUUACAGGUUUACUUGGUGGAGUGUAUUUUUUGCAUUCAUUUUUCACUUUCUAUAUGUCAAGGCCCGCAAGAUAUUUCUCAUUGAGCUAGGAGAGAAACCCACUGAUCCUCUACUCUGACAUAGCGGCUAAGUAAUACGGAGUAUGAUUUUGUUUGUCAUGCAUCUGCAUACAUUGUGCUGUCACUCGAUAGUUUACAUGGUUACUUUGUGUAGUUUUUUUUGCUUUUGUUUUUCACUUUCUAUAUAUCAAGACAAUAUAUUUCUCAUUAAGUAUACUGUCAGCUUUUUAGAAAUAUAACUUCACAAAAUUUAACUUCAUAGUGAUCUUUCUUCAACUCUAAUUGAUAAUAGCAACAAUCUCAUUUGAAGCGGCAGAAAUAUCCACAAAAUGUCUCUGGUGACAGAUGAGAUGAGGCACAGCGCAACAGAGUUAUAUGCGAGAAACGAACUUUGCCAGGAGAAAUGGGGCUGCCCGCAGGGAUGCUGCCCAUGAAGGACAUGGAGGAGUGUGGCUAUGUCAAGGACAUCGACUUCAUGUGGCUCAAGUCCAAGAAGAAGACCAAAGUUCGAGCAAAUCGGGAAAGCUGGUGCAGUUGGGUGCGAGGUGAUAGCCAAUGUGGAGCAGAACAAGAUCAAGAAGCUCACAGGGUUCAAGGACAAGGAGCUGCUGCUGUGGGACACCAUCAGCGAGAUCUCUGUGGAUGACCCACCCACCGAGAAGAUCUACUUCUACAGUUCUCUCGGCAUAGGCAAGACCUUUCUGGUUUCGGCUUUCGAGAUCCUGAAGGAGGAGCUGAAGAAGCUAGGGGAAGUCAAAGAGGUGUAAUACUGUAAUGAUGAAGGGUAGUUACUUUCAUCUUUUGUGUCCUUAGUUGAAGGGUAGUCCGAUGUCACUAUCCCAGACAACGGGAAAAUGCAUAAUCAAGCUCAGAUCUGUACGCACGUCUUAGCUACGUACUCCUUGUUCUGUUUAUCAAGUCAUAAUAAUGUCAUAAGGUCUCUGCCGUUUCUGUCAUCCUAAAAUAUAUUCUUAUCAAUAGCAACUUGCAAAAUAUUCCCCC
Messenger RNA from Cuscuta epithymum, 1844 nucleotides. NCBI's taxonomy places the organism in Eukaryota, Viridiplantae, Streptophyta, Magnoliopsida, Solanales, Convolvulaceae. The record is from the annotation of a GenBank genome assembly.